Molecule: messenger RNA, 4282 nt
Organism: Grammomys surdaster
Lineage: Eukaryota; Metazoa; Chordata; Mammalia; Rodentia; Muridae
Gene: Ero1a
Product: endoplasmic reticulum oxidoreductase 1 alpha
Exons: 16
Coding region: 77-1471 (464 amino acids)
Biological process (GO): protein folding in endoplasmic reticulum
Cellular component (GO): endoplasmic reticulum; endoplasmic reticulum membrane
Molecular function (GO): FAD binding; protein-disulfide reductase activity; thiol oxidase activity
Source: RefSeq, a predicted model, not a curated record
CUUUAGCGGGCGCGCGGCCUGCCCCGGGGAGCCAGGCACGGUGGCGCGGGCCGAGGGUAGUGGGUGGCGAGCGGCGAUGGGCCGCGGUUGGAGAUUGCUCGUCGGACUCCUGGGCGUCGUGUGGCUGCUGCGCUCGGGCCACGGCGAGGAGGGGCGGCCGGAGACGGCGGCACAGCGCUGCUUCUGCCAGGUUAGUGGUUACCUGGAUGACUGUACCUGUGAUGUUGAGACCAUCGAUAAGUUUAAUAACUACAGACUUUUCCCAAGACUACAAAAGCUUCUUGAAAGUGACUACUUUAGAUAUUACAAGGUAAACUUGAAGAAGCCAUGUCCUUUCUGGAAUGACAUCAACCAGUGUGGAAGAAGAGACUGUGCUGUCAAACCCUGUCAUUCUGAUGAAGUUCCUGAUGGAAUUAAGUCUGCGAGCUACAAGUAUUCUGAGGAAGCCAACCUCAUCGAAGAAUGUGAGCAAGCUGAGCGACUUGGAGCAGUGGACGAAUCUCUGAGUGAGGAGACGCAGAAGGCUGUACUUCAGUGGACCAAGCAUGACGAUUCUUCAGACAGUUUCUGUGAAGUUGAUGACAUACAGUCCCCCGAUGCUGAGUAUGUGGAUUUACUUCUUAACCCUGAGCGCUACACAGGCUACAAGGGGCCAGAUGCUUGGAGGAUAUGGAGUGUCAUCUAUGAAGAAAACUGUUUUAAGCCACAGACAAUUCAAAGGCCGUUGGCUUCUGGGCAAGGAAAAAGUAAAGAGAACACAUUUUACAGCUGGCUAGAAGGCCUCUGUGUAGAAAAGAGAGCAUUCUACAGGCUUAUAUCUGGCCUACAUGCAAGCAUUAAUGUGCAUUUGAGUGCAAGGUAUCUUUUACAAGAUACUUGGCUGGAAAAGAAAUGGGGCCACAAUGUCACAGAGUUUCAGCAGCGCUUUGAUGGGGUUUUGACUGAAGGAGAAGGUCCAAGAAGGCUGAAGAACUUGUACUUUCUGUACUUGAUAGAGUUAAGGGCUCUCUCUAAAGUACUUCCAUUUUUUGAGCGCCCAGAUUUUCAGCUCUUCACUGGAAAUAAAGUUCAGGAUGCAGAAAACAAAGCGUUACUUCUGGAGAUACUCCAUGAAAUCAAGUCAUUUCCUUUGCAUUUUGAUGAGAAUUCUUUUUUUGCUGGGGAUAAAAAUGAAGCACAAAAACUAAAGGAGGACUUCCGACUACACUUUAGAAACAUCUCCAGAAUCAUGGACUGUGUUGGCUGCUUCAAGUGCCGCCUGUGGGGCAAGCUUCAGACUCAGGGUCUGGGCACUGCUCUGAAGAUCUUGUUUUCUGAAAAACUGAUAGCAAAUAUGCCGGAAAGCGGACCAAGUUAUGAAUUCCAGCUAACCAGACAAGAAAUAGUAUCAUUGUUUAAUGCAUUUGGAAGGAUUUCCACCAGUGUGAGAGAAUUAGAGAACUUCAGGCACUUGUUACAGGGUGUUCACUGAGGAGGACGGUUGGAACGCGCCUGUUUCUGCACAGGAGAGUCUGAAGGGCAGAAUUACUGAGCACCAUGGUUGCAAUAACCGUCCUCAGCCAAAAGUUUAUAUAAAGCUGCUUUUGUAAAAGGAGAGAUACAUUGUUUUAAGUAAAUGACAUUUUUAAAAAUUGUGUUCAUGUUUAAUAUUACUGUGAAUAAAAGUAGUAUUUUGGUAAUGUACAAAUUUUAAUACUAAGCAAAAGUAAGGUCAUUAAGUUCCCACAUGAUAAAUCUAGGUAAAUACUGCCUUAGGCUCUCAAACUAGAGUUGUAUUUAAGAAGAUGUAAUAGAAGCAAAGCUAAGGUACCUAUGACAAGUGUUUGAUAAUAAAGUGUUAAGAGGCUCAGCAGCAAACUGGUCAUCGGCCUCAGACACCAAUGCUUUCUCAUUUGCCUCCUUUGCAAAGAAAAUAUAGACUUCCCAGUUAGAUUUAAAUUUUAGAUAAGCAGCUAGUUUUCCUUUAAAUGUAAGUUUGUUGAAUUUUAUUAGAGCCUAUUUAUACUACAAAUUAUUUGCUUGAAGUUCAAGUUUAACUGGGAGGCCUUAGUUUUCCUGGCAACCUUAAAAUACACUGGUAUGAGACAUUCCUUUUAGAGUUAAAUAGCUAUUUUGAUUGUGCUGUUUUGGUAUGUAGGGAAGUAGAGCAAUUCAAAGGCACAGGAGAUUUCUAAACAUUGUAGAAAGAUGAAUAGAUUAUAUAUUUAUUCUCAUAAUAGUUCCUCUAAUAGUAAAAUUUUGGGGAAAAUUUUAUUUUUAUAUAAUUUCAUAUUUACAGAAAAGUUUCAAAAACAGUUAAAAAAAAAAACCCAGACCUGUUUUACUCAGAUUCAUGAAUUGUUCACAUGUGUUUUAACUACUUACCCCAAAGCCUGGGACCUCAGUCAUGCUGGGCUAGCCCUGCAUCAAUGAGUUGUGUUCUCAGGCCUUGCUUAAGCUCCUAUGUAGACAUAGAUAUCCUGUUUUUACUUAGGUGUUUGAAAACCAGUCAUGAGCAUCAUGAUUUAACCCAAAAUAUUUAAGUGUGAUGGUCAGUAAUUUCCUAAAAAUCAUCUUUUUUAAAGGAAAAACCAAACCUUACAAAUCCAAGCUGACCUAUUCUAAGCCUUAAAAUAAGGACGCACCCUGAAUCCCAGGCACCUGAAGUUUGAGUUUUGUUGCCUUUUUUGAUCCGUGCAAUCACAGGGUGUACAAUUCAUGUUUUCUAGGCAUAAAACUUGUUUUCUCUUCCUCCACAGAAUGGAACUAUAACUUAGAUAGGCUUUUACUAGUGGAGCUUUCCACUGAGAGCAAUAUUUGAAGUGGCUUAAGCAUAUACAUCACAUGCCAACUAUAAAUGGUAUAUACCUCAAAAUUACACCCCCUUGAUGUAACAUACAAUGUCUUGAACAGUUAGGACAGGUUGAGACGUCACAUAAGAAAAUGCAGGACUUACAUAUGUAAUGGUUAGGAAUGUCACUUUACACUGCUGUGUAUUUUCUCUGUCCCUAAGACUUGGUCUAGUGCCAGGCAUACAGCUGGUGUCUAAUAUUUAUUGAUGGAAAGUAUAUGUAUUUAGUAUACUUUAAGUGAUGGUGAUGUACUGUGUUUAACAAUGUAUCCUAUUUUCCCUUCUCUCUGAUUUUUUUCUUUCUAAUUGCAUAAUAAGUGAAAGACAUCAACCCACUAAUUGGGUCAGUUUUCUUGGGGACUUAGAAGUACUAAAUGAUCACCACACACAAGCCAGCCCUUUUGAAACCCUCACUGCAUUCACUUGCUGUCUCCCACUUGAUUGGCCCUGUGUCCCCUGUCCCUCCAAGUGAGGUCUAAUACCUGAUUCUAAGUCUACAGUUAACAAGCAAUUUAAUUUUUAAGGAAUCUUAACUUUCCUGUACUUGACACAAUUGGCAAUCCCUUCCUUGAAGUCUAUUCCUUUGUGUCCUUGUAUUUGGCUUGCUCCUGGGUGUCUUUCUUCUGGUCUCUUCAUUCCUCAGACUUUUCGCUCUAAGUCACUGGAACUUACUCUUGCAUAAUUUCCAUGCAGUGUCUCAUUUUAGCUUCUGUUUCCCUGCUGUGCUCGCUUAGCUACCUAUUGUCCCUUCUGCUUCUUCAAGGACUCGGUCUCCACAAACCUACUCUGUUUGUGUUUCUUACUUGGUUAAUUUCAGAACCAUUGCACUUGUCAAGGUUUUACAGUUCAUUCCUCUAUCUUCCGCCUGACUAUUGGUGUCCAAGUUCUGCCGAUUUUACUCUAACAUUUCUAUCACUAUCUUUUCAUUUUUGUUACGGUCACCCAAAUGAUUAUCUAUUUCUAUUUUCCCAUCUCUUUGCUGGGUCACAUUACCAGAUUGGGCUUUUUAGAAGCAUUUAGCCUAAUUCCUGCUGGCAGUUUUAUGAGCUUUUUGGUGAGAGUCUUUGCUUGAUGUCCAAGACUUCCUCUUGAGUUUGCCACUGCUCUGAUAAGAGUAUUAAAAAGUUUUCUAAAUGUCCAGAGUUGGUAUACCUCCAAAUCUUUGUAGACACCGUAUUUGCAUAUAAAACCCCUGGCUUUUUUCCCAUCUGGGAAAUCCCAUGCAUUCUUGAAAUUCUGAAAUUAUCCCUGUCCCCUUCCUAUGGUCACCACUGUAAUUGCAACCUACCUCUAUUGAAUUACUUAAUGUACUGUAUAUUUUAUUUUUUAAAGUGUCCUUUACUAGAAUGUGAGCUCCUUAGGGGCAGGAAAAGAAACUUCAUUCAUUUUGGCAUCUCUGUAGCAUAAUAUUUGGCAUAUGAGCAUUUAAUAAAUGUUUGUUGAAUAAAUUGC